Molecule: messenger RNA, 12255 nt
Organism: Felis catus (domestic cat)
Lineage: Eukaryota; Metazoa; Chordata; Mammalia; Carnivora; Felidae
Gene: KCNJ6
Product: potassium inwardly rectifying channel subfamily J member 6
Exons: 4
Coding region: 623-1894 (423 amino acids)
Biological process (GO): regulation of monoatomic ion transmembrane transport; potassium ion import across plasma membrane
Cellular component (GO): plasma membrane
Molecular function (GO): G-protein activated inward rectifier potassium channel activity
Source: RefSeq, a predicted model, not a curated record
CCGCGCCGGUUCGUGCGCGGCCAGCGGGGCUCAGCCAGUCCGCUGGAAUUGAGGAGCGAUCAUUGAAUCUGCGGCUUUCAUGACGUCUCCCUGCGUGGCCCAUCACUUUUCUCCCAGCCGGGAAUUUUUUUUUUUUUCCGCCACUCUUGCCUUUUCCCCGUUCCCUCCACCGGGUCUCCCGCCCGCGUCCGAACCCGACGCACACCCCUCCGCCCCUCCGCCCCUCCUUUGACCCCGCGCCCAGCCCUCCUCUCCGCUCGCGGCCAGUGGGAGCCAGUUUGCAGACGGCCGCACCUGGCCGGAGAGGUUGGGCGGGUGGAGGGGUGGGGAUCCGCGGGAACCGGGAAGCCAGACCCAGAGCUGGAGGCACCGCCAGGAGAAUGGAGUCUCCUAAUAGCCUCCCGGGGCUGGUGUGAAAUUUGACCACCUGAUUCCAGUUUUUCUUUCCCUUCCUUUCCUUUUCUUUUUUUUUUUUUUUUUUUCUUUUUUUUUAAAUUUUCUCCCCUCACCAUCCAUCGUGUAGUGAAAUAUUAAAUCUUGCUCCGUUCCAAGAGAGGAGAUCAUGAUUGAGUGAAACCACCCUGUCCGCAACAAGAAAAAGCACAAAGAAGAAACUACAGCGAUGGCCAGGUUGACAGAAUCCAUGACUAACGUCCUGGAGGGCGACUCCAUGGACCAGGAUGUUGAGAGCCCUGUGGCCAUUCACCAGCCAAAGUUGCCUAAGCAGGCCAGGGACGACCUGCCAAGACACAUCAGCCGAGACCGGACCAAAAGGAAAAUCCAGAGGUACGUGCGGAAAGAUGGAAAGUGCAACGUCCAUCAUGGCAACGUGAGGGAGACCUAUCGCUACCUGACUGACAUCUUCACCACCUUAGUGGAUCUCAAGUGGAGAUUCAACCUGUUGAUCUUCGUCAUGGUUUACACAGUGACUUGGCUCUUUUUUGGGAUGAUCUGGUGGCUAAUCGCAUACAUCCGAGGAGAUAUGGACCACAUAGAGGACCCCUCGUGGACUCCCUGUGUCACCAACCUCAACGGGUUCGUCUCUGCUUUUUUAUUUUCGAUAGAGACAGAAACCACCAUCGGUUAUGGCUACCGGGUCAUCACAGACAAGUGCCCAGAGGGAAUUAUUCUCCUCUUAAUUCAAUCUGUGCUGGGGUCCAUCGUCAAUGCAUUCAUGGUGGGAUGCAUGUUUGUAAAAAUAUCACAACCCAAGAAGAGGGCAGAGACCCUGGUUUUUUCCACCCAUGCGGUGAUCUCCAUGCGGGAUGGAAAACUGUGCCUGAUGUUCCGAGUAGGGGAUCUUAGGAAUUCCCACAUCGUAGAGGCUUCCAUCCGAGCCAAGUUGAUCAAAUCCAAACAGACCUCAGAGGGUGAGUUCAUCCCCUUGAACCAAACAGAUAUCAAUGUAGGGUAUUACACCGGGGAUGACCGUCUAUUUCUGGUGUCGCCACUCAUCAUCAGCCACGAAAUCAACCAACAGAGUCCUUUCUGGGAGAUCUCCAAAGCCCAGCUGCCCAAAGAGGAGCUAGAAAUUGUGGUCAUCCUAGAAGGAAUGGUGGAGGCUACAGGAAUGACGUGCCAAGCCCGGAGCUCCUACGUCACCAGUGAGAUCCUGUGGGGCUACCGCUUCACACCUGUCCUGACGCUGGAAGACGGCUUCUAUGAGGUCGACUAUAACAGCUUCCACGAGACCUACGAGACCAGCACCCCGUCUCUCAGUGCCAAAGAGCUGGCCGAGCUGGCCAGCCGGGCGGAGCUGCCCCUGAGUUGGUCCGUGUCCAGCAAACUCAACCAGCGCGCGGACCCGGAGACGGAAGAGGAGGAGAAGAACCUCGAGGAGCAAACAGAAAGGAAUGGUGACGUGGCAAACCUAGAAAACGAAUCCAGAGUCUAGUCGCCUAGCCCGGCGGCUCCUCCUCCCCUCCCCCCCGCACAACCCCUCCUCGUCUCUCAUGCUCUCUCUCUCUUUUGUCUCUCUUCCUUGGUUGUGUAUGGAUUUACAUUUAGUUUUGACAUCGCCGGAAAGCGAGUCUUCGAGGUGUAAAAUAUCUACCUGCCCUCUCUCAGUUUUGCAGAUGGACGAGGCAGACACAGAUUUGGUGAAGGUGCCAAGCGCCCUCCCUCGCGGCCCCAGCUUGCUCUCUUCCCGAAAAACCACGCAUCCGACUCCUAGGGACUUAAGCUACUUACCUGCAUGUCUUGGACCAUAGCAGAUCACUCAAAGAGUGUGUCAGAGAUUUCACCUGGGAUAGGACAAGUUAGGUCUCUGGUGCCUAUUUCCUCAUGCAGUGAGACAUAGCGUAUAACCCUCGGUUUUAUAGAUCCCAGUAAAUUCCAUCUGCAGGGCGACGUGCCUGCCCCCUACAGGCAUUGCAGUUAUAGGACCCGGGUCAGGUAAAGACAAAACACUGUACAUAUAUAUGCCUUAUGUAAUUAUUUUUCUUUUUGCAGUCAGUAAUAAAACACAGCAUGUACGAAAAGUACUGUAGGACAGAACUUCCAAAUAAUGUACAUAGAUGUAUAAUUAAUGUAGGUUUAGAUAUAUAACUUUAGAAAUAAGAUGAAAAAAAAAAAAAAGAUUCCCAAUGUACAGCAGGCAUUUCUGUUCUGAUGUCUUUGCUUUCUGAAUUUCUUUGGUCCCAUCGAUCACUGGCCCUUAGUGCAUGGCCUUUGUUCUGUGUCCCAGACUGGUAGUGUUUGGGUACCUCACUGUUCCCUUGCUUAUCCUCUCACUGAAUCUAAUAAGCCAUAGGUCUGGGGGAAGUUAGGAGGUCCGGUACAUGGCAAAACCCACCACCAAUAUGCUGAGAUACUGUGAAAUGUUUACAAAACUGAGGUCUCUUUCUUUUUUUUUUUUCUUUCUUUUUUUUUUUUUUUUAGUAACAGGAGCCUCACUGACUAGCCUGGGAGAAUAUUCCAGGGGGACGACACUCUCUGGCAUGUCAGCAAUGAUGUGUUUAUGCUUUUCACAUGAGCUGUCACCCUUUGUAGUACAAGAGUUUGGGAAACUCUUCUCCUGCAAACCCAUGGAUUCCCCAGCUGUUCCACUCUGUAAUUGUGAGAAACUAUAGACCUAAAAAAAUCAGACAUGGUAAUUUAGCAGAAGACGGUUCGGGUCUAAAGCCAUGACAUUCAUGAAGGCGUGCAGUGGGUGACAUGUAUUAUAAUCAUUCACCUCACACACUUUGACUCCAUCCGGCUCUCUCCCUGCCCCUCUAGCUUAUCCAUCAGCAUUUUUCGCAUUUGUAUUCUGAAAUGACCAGAGUUCAAGGGUCAAAGAUUAAAACAACAAUCUAGGUGACUAUGAAAUCUCUCUAGAGCAUGAAAUCUCUCUAGAGACAUCCAAAGUGUCUCCCAAUCAGAAGAAAACAAGCAAAAAAACUGCAGCCUUAAUUAAUUUUAAUCUGUGAAGAUAAAUGGAAAGAGAGAGAUUAAGAGAGAGAAGAGAAGAGAAGGAAGGAAGGAAGGAAGGAAGGAAGGAAGGAAGGAAGGAAGGAAUUUUGUACUAAAAAAUCUAAAUUUCAAAAUGAAAAAAAAAUUUCAAGUAAGACGAUAAGGAAGAGGAUGUUAGACAAAAAUCUCAAGGGCAGGUGGAAAUUUUGCACUGUAACAGAUCUUUCACAUUAAUUUCGCAAUUUUAAACUCUUUAUUCCCUAAACAGUCGCCCAUCAUAAAUAUUCAUUGGCUGAACUCAAGUUCAUUUUCAGCUCCCACAGCUGUGCUCAGUUUGAAGCUUUGUGCCUUGGAGGUCAAAGAACUCAAACUAGCUAUCACUCCCUGUUGCCCUUGACUUCCCUGACCAGAUUGCACAGGGCUUCGCUGUAGUUCGGGGACUUGGCUACUAAAAAGCAUGUCCCAGAGACAAGGAAAGUGGCUCCUCAAUUUAACACAGGGGUCUCUCUUCUCCCACGUCCUUGACCUUGCAUUAGGACAACUGCUUCUUGGCACUGACUUAACCGAAAACAAAUCUGUUGGCCACGUAGCCCUUUCCUGUUUGCCAGCAUUUCACUUUCUGCAUUGAAUACCUGUCGAAUCAUUUAUUCAUUCCACACACUCCGAGGAGGGCGUUGUAGUCCAGGAGGAGGAGGAGGGAGUCCCAUACACUUCCUGCCAGGCUGUUGGGAGGUACUGUGGCCUUACCUCGCUGUAGCCUUAUGAAGGGCGCCCUUGACUUGGGGGCGCUAACCCCGCAACAUCACCAGAGUUGCAGGCAAGGCACCGUAGCACAAAGCAAGAUGAGGCAGGGGCUCAUUAGCGAAUUAGCUCUUGAUGACUCAGUGGGCCUUUUUUUACUCCGUUACUAAGGUUCAAAGGACAGCACACACCCUUGUUGUCUGGUUGGAAGAACAGUUUGGGGCCCUUUAGCACAACUGAACGAAGAGCCUUGGUGACCCUUUGGUCAUGCACAUGUGUCGGUUCUGUAUCUGUGACAGGGCACCCAGGUGUGAGGUCUCUGCCUAUUUCUCAUCGUCUUUUGUGUCAAUGUAGUUGAAGACAGAACAUGAACCAAAUCUCGUUUUUGUAACGUGAGCCUCUGGAUCUUUAAACAAGGAUGCUCCAGAAGAACCUUUUACUAGAAUGUCCCUAUCAAACGUGUCUAUUUUUCUACAAUUAUUGAUAACACAGUUUAACAGUGUAUUUUGUGUCAACUGUUAACAUUUGGAAUUGAAAGAAGUUCAUUAAGACUGAAUUUUCUAAGCAGCAAGUAUUGAAUGGUGUUUUUCAUUAAGACCGUAAAACAAAGAUGAGCCCAUGAUUUCUACUCAUUCUAUUCCGCCAUGGCCAGUCCCCAUUCACUCAGUCACUUUCUUAGCAAAUGAAGUGUUAUGAAAAUAAAUAAGCCUAUUUUAAUUCAACAAUACCCACAACUAAUGAGCAUCGCUCUCAACUUGAUAUUUUGGUCUGUUUGGUUGGUGUGUUUGAGUCACUUUCCAUAAAAGCAUGGUGGGAUCCAAUAGCCAGAUAAGAAUUUUUAACUAAAGGGUUAUGGUUUGCCACAGUAGACCCCAAUCUGGAGAAAAGGGCAGAGUCAGCUGGAAGCAUGACCUCCCCAAGGGCUGCUGAGACCCUCAAGAUUCUCACUUCCACCCACCCCAAGAUGCUUUCCAACUGGAAAACCUAUUUGUUGAUAAGUCAGUUUUAUGUAACUAAUAAAAUCGUUUCUGUUUUUGGCUGUCCCCUGGACGAAUGAUACUCUUUUGAAUUAACAUAUUUGUAAUCACUGUAAUGUCAGGUCAUUGUCUAUCCAUUCCUUCAUAACAUGGCAUUGCAACCUGGUGAACCAACAUACAGCCACUCCAUGUCCGUAGGAAGGAACUCCCUCCUUCCCCCACUCUUUUGCUCCACGUGUCUCUCUCUUUUGUGCUUUCCCUAACUCUCCAGUGCCAGGUCCAUUGAUUGAGUUCGGUAUCUUAUGUUCCCUAACAGAAAUCCAGCUACUGUCUUUAAAAAUGUCAACUUAUUUCUUAAGCACAAUUUUUCUCUUGGUUUAACCCAACGAGGGCUCUGAAGUGUCUAUUUCUCACUGUACUCUAGUUAAAAAAAAUUAUUUACGACUUCAUUCAAAAGCCUAAAUUUUGAAAUCUCCAGAGCAACAUCCUUAUGCUUUCCUUCCCUACAUUUUCUUACAUUUCAGGUUUCUUCAUUUUUCCCCUUUGCUUUUUAAUUUGAUUUAAGCCGAUAGCUUUGGGAUGCACAGAAACUGUUUACUAAAGGCGGGAGCUGGUGGACGUGGGGGUUAUAAAAAUGCCAGUAGAAAACGACUGGGACUCACUCAAAGAAUGUGAAAUCGUUUGAUUAGCUGAGUAAUUCAAGAUAAAAAAGAAGGAAAAUAUGCAUAGUCAUUUCCAAGACAGCUUGCCAAUAGUCUGACUUUCUUUCCUUGACUUGGCUGGUACUCUAUGUGACUCAGAAAAGUCAAAAGGGGAGUUGUAAUUAAAUGCCCUACAUACAUGGGAAAUAGUAACUUCUAUGAUUUCCUUUCAACGGAUGGCUAUAAAGUUGAAAAACAUAGUUAUACAUAAUAGAUGAUUCAUUGAUACCGCAUUCCAAUAUAGUAAAGUCAUAUUAUCUUGUUUCUAGACUUCACGACCAACCUGUGUUCAAGAAAAUGUAAUCCUUUCAUUUAAAAUGGAGUUAAACACACCUCUUCCUAAUAUUUCUGCCCUUAAUGUCUUAGAGAACUUCCACUGUAGUGUCAUCUAGAAGUCAAAAACUCUGUAAGGCUACAAAGAGAUUUUGACAAAGCACAAUAUCAACACAAAAUACAAUGACAAAUUAUGUCAUUACACAAAUUAUGUCAUUUAAUUCUACUCUACCAUGAGAGCUUGAGUGUUACAAUUUACGUUUUAUGAUAGGAAUACUAGGGCUUAGGCAAACUGAAUAACUUCCCCAAGGUUAUGGGCCCAGUAGUAAUAGCUCCUGGUCUCAAAUCCAGGGCCAAGGCUUAAGCCAUGGGCACCAUUUAUACAGAGAGGGUCGGCAAACCAAAACUACUCACAGUCUCUGGCCCACUCCCUGUUUUUGCACCACUUGUGAGCAAAGAAUGACUUUUACAUUUUUUAGUGGAUGCAGAGGGGAGGAAUAUUUUCGGACAUAUGAAAAUUGUAUGCAAUUCAAAUUCCAGUGUCCAUAAAUAAAGUUUUCUUGGAACACAGCCACACGCAUCCAUUUGCGUAUUGCCUAUGGCUGCUUUCACACUACACUAGCAGAGCUGAGUAUUUAAGACGGAGACUAUGUGGCCAGAAGACUAAAAUAUUCCUAUCUGGUCCUUUACAGAAAAGUUUGCCGACCUCUAUACUGUCUGUACUAUUAAGUACUAUUCAUGUAUGAAGUGGUACUAAUUAUUAAAUAUUGUACCGUGCUACCAACAGAUUCCUGGACAACUCAGAAUGAUGACAUUAUUUCCCGAUAAAAAUGCAUUGCAGUCACUCGCAGAUCUGUUCCAAGAAAAAAAUAACACAGUCAUAUAAUCAGGUGUCAAAGGAGGACUCCUUCCUUUUCAUAACCAUUCUCCCAGAGCGCUAAAGAAAUAACCGGUCAAGAUUCAGUGGCCAACUCACAAAGCGACAACGUAAAACAAUUCCUUAACAAACAAAAAAGAAGUGGGAAUCCCCGGUCCAGUUGACUGAGACAUUGUGUCACUGGUGUAUCUAUAGGUGUUUAAAUAUGUAGACAGUGGGGACACGUGUCUCCACCCGGUGGGGAAAACCGGCCACGCAGCAGUUGCAGGGGGAGCUUCCCCUCCCUCACCUGCCUUCUCUCCUAGGCUCCUAUGGACAACGGAGCUCUGCCUGUGUCCUCCCACUAGCUCUCUCUACCUGCAAUUGAUCAACGUACUGAUGAUGAACGUUGAAUUGUUGCUCAUGUCUAGCUGUCCUAGUUCUGGCUCUCUCCAGCCACUUGGCCAAAAGUUUAAUUUAACAUGAGAAUUAGGAACUAAAUCCUUCUCUUGGAAAACCAAGAGGUUCUUUACAAAGAGCUCAGGAAGAAACAGGAGGGCAGUAAAGAGUUGUUGGAUUGUUUGUCACUUUCUGAGUCCGAAACACAAGAUAAAGAUUGGUAAUUACAGAAAUAUUGAGAGCAAGAAACCCAGACAGUGGAGUUUUGAGAUAAGUCAAUAUUAAAUGACAUUCUUUAGUAUCGCUACGCUGAAAGCACUUGUGUUCUAAGAAAGCAUUUCCAAAGCCAGACAUGGGUCAGCCAAGUGAGCCAAGUUCUGUUGGAAAAUAUAUCAGGUUCUCUUAUGAGUGCUUUCCUGGAAAUCAGGUGGGGGGGGGGGAUUUUGUAACAAAUCAUUGUGAUGUAUUGCUGACAGAUACACGAUGGAAAUUGAGAUGGAUUUGGUCCUGUGUCUGAAACUAAAUGGUAAUGAUAUCUGAAAUAUAUGUUGCAAAAAGCUCACAACAGCUUUGCGUGGAACAGCAUAAUAACUAAGUGGGGGGGAAAGAUAUCUCAAAGUUCAACACCGUAAAACUUAAAUAAAUGUAAAAGGAGUCAAACUUUUACUUGGCCUCAUUGCCUUGGUAAAAGAAAGCUCGAUGCAUCCACCUAACUCAAACCUAUCCUCGUCCAAAGGAAGAAAUGAGAGCAAAAUAGCUCGAGAUGGUCAGCGUGAUUAAGUGAUGGAGAUUUAUCACCAAGGAAAAUGGCUUUUAUAAAGUUAAUUUUAGAUACUACCCCCUAGACGUGAAUCCUAAUGUGUUCUGUGGUCGGCCAGAGAAUUGUGACCACACAGGCAAUAGAUCUUGAUUUCAGAGAAUGAAAUGUUCCUACUGUCAAAGGGUAAUUGACCAUUUCAGGAUUAAGACCCUGCACCCAUUGUAUUAACACUGAUCAUAAAUACUGUGAUAUCAACCAGCCAAUCUUUAUAAGAACUUGAAGGGCUGUUUUUCUCAGGCAAUGUAAAUAUCUGCUACCAACAGACACUAGUGAAAUAAACACGUAAUGCGCCAUUAUUUCUAAAAUUCUGAUAGAAAGCAUAAAAUAUCCAUCUAAAGGAGCAAGAAAUCAUGGGAGCCUAAGUUCAGACCUCUUCGGCUACUAAAACCCCAGUGCAGUCUGAAUGCCUUAUGGAGUGUAUCAGUGUUAGGUUGAUCAGCACUAAACACAACUACAGAACUGGAUCAACUACAGCACAGAGAGCUGGGCUUGCAUCAGCUGUGCACGAUCAGAACCUCUAACCCCAUGGCCACUAUUCUUAGACAAGGACAAGGGACUCUGUUCUCAGAUCCAGUUGGUGCCAUCCUGGCAUCAUCUCUCAGCAUUAUUGGGCAUGGGAAUGGCUGUAAGCAACCCUCCCUUGGGUCAGUUUGGCCAUGCACACCUGCUGCAGGCUCUCUAGGUGAACCUCUCUCUCCAGGUCUAGUUCCUGUUCAUAUAGACAAUGACCCCUCCCAGAAGACACCGGGGAACCUGUGCCUUUUGAGCUUAUGUUGGCCAGCACCCUUGACCCUACAGAGUACCCACCUGGAGCAGGGAUGACAACUCUCCCUAGAAGAAAUGAAGUAAGGCCUUUUGAAUCCCCUAUGCACAGGGCUGUCCCUCCUAUACAUAAUCAAACAAUAUUAUUGAAUAAACGGAGUAUGUGUAAAGAAGUCCAAGGAAAGAUCAUUUUCCCAUGGUGAUUGCCCGUAUGACUUUUUUCCGCUUUACACAUCUAAUUCUUCAGCCUCUGGAAAUUCUCACUUUUUAGUAUCAUGAUGCUGUGAGCACAAACUCAGCUGGGCCAUUGGGCAAUCCAAGACAUCACCCUAGACGGUCUGAUCCUGUUUCUUUAAGUAAGGGGGUCUGAUCUGUUCAAACCUGCCCCUCAUCCAAUCCAAAUGCUGCCCUGUCCAAGAAAUGUCACAUCCUCUCUCUUUCCUCUAACAGGAACCAACAAACAAGGAUAUUAUUGUCAAGAGUGUCCUCUUGAUUUGCAAGGAACUCCCCUGGAUUGCAACACUUGGAGACACAACUUAUGCUCUCCCCGGGUGCCCACAGGGCUAUCAUGUCACCACAGGUUAUCAUCCAAACAUUGUACCCACUUCCGCUUUCUGUAUUCCUUCCUUGGCUCACCACCAAAAGUCAUCUUUCCUGGAAAUUCUUCUGAGCUUCCAUUCCAUUUUUGAGUGGCAACCAAGAACCUAUUAUCAAGGCUAGUCUCAUCUGUUACCACCUAAUUGUUCACACCAGUUUUAACUGCGCAUGUACUAUGUUCACAGUCUGACCACCUGAGACCCAAAAAAAGGUAAAAUAUUUCAUUUCUGCCCCCAUACACGCCCUGAGAGUCCAUGAGUGAUGACAUUAGCCCAUAACUGAGCAGAGCAUAAAAAGGGGUCUUGUGCUGAAGGGACAGCUGGGCUUUUCCAGAGGAAGCUUCUUGUCCUUUGCAACAUGCAGUUAGGCUAACCAGCUUGCCAAAGAUGAUCCCGUAUAUCUUUAUUCAGCCCCGUGGAACAGCAUCUAAAAUGAGUCUUGCAGGAACAACAGUGAACGCCCCCACGUGUACAGGAUUCUGAAACGAUGACCUAAAUAUAUGCCUGUGUUGGCAAAGUGGCCUUUCCUCCCCCGCUGUCUGCACAGACGGUGCUCUGGGGAAAAACCGAGCACCCAUGUGGUGCCUGGUUACCCAGGAUGUGCAUGGCUGCUGCCAUGGCAACCCGCAGCCUAUCAGCAUAGACCUCCCCAUGGAGUCUCUGAGGAGAACUGGCUGAGGCCCCAAGGGGCUGGAGCUCCCAAAGGCGUAUCCACCUGCAGACAGCCUUCAGGGAAACCUAGGAGAUACAGGGGCAGUGCCCAGGCAAACAGGUACGUUCAGUGGCCAGGUGUAGAAUAUGACUAUCCCUGCUUCCUAAGACAGUUUGCACUCAGGUGGCCGAACUGUUCCUUCGAAAAAGGCUAUUCUUUAAGCCAUCAUCCCCAUCCCACAUACACGCCCACACCAAAAUCACAUUCUCCUUUAAAAAAAAAAAAAAAAGAAAGAAAUUCCAAAACCAAAUUCACAUCAUCUAAUGCAAUGGAUAUCCAAAGAGCUCCCAUUUUAUUAAUCGUGAAAUAGGCUGAGCCUAAAUAGUGUUUCCAUAAUAAGCCCAAGUGUAAACAAAAGCAAUUUUAAAUUUUUACUUAGAAAUUCCUUCAGGAAAAAAAAAAAAAAAGAAGUUCUUUUAGAAAACCUGAUUUCAAAUGUUCAUUUUUGCCUCCAGAAGGCAAAGUCUCCAGAAUACUAUUUCUCCAUGAACUUGCCACUUUCCAUUUUCUGGCUUUGAACCUGAGAACAGACUCCUUUACAUUGGCAGGAAAGGUUAUGCAGAAUUUAGCACUGAAGCUUUCAGAGUUAAAUUCGGCCUGGCCCUGUGAACCCAGGUAGGAGUAAACUCUGCUGACCAGGACCAACUCUCCAUCGAUGUGCUUAGAUGUCAACCUCAGGGAAAUUUUGGACAUGGAAAUUUUGCUCAAGAUGAUGGCCUGCUUGCAGAGAGAGCAUGGUAGUGUUCGAAUCUCUGAGUCAUGCCUACACACAUGCCAGAUCAGCUGGCCUGAUCUAUAGCUUGCCCAGCCAACUGGCCCUAUCCACAGGGGGCAUUAGUAAAUAAAUGAGAACUUUCUACAACCCGAAGAAGCACACUGGAAGACCUUUCUUCCGUCUUAUUUACAAUGCUGUUACAACAGACAUCAACAAGACACGUGGUUUGUUAUCCCACAGUUCCUCUCUGCUUAUAUUUUCGUAUUUUUUUCCUUUCCUAAAAGAAAGAAGGCUCCUCUAAACAUUACACGAGGCAGUGGUGGUACAGUCCUUUGUAACUAACACUUUAACAAAUGCAACAACCCUUUCUGCACAUACACGCAUACAGGCACAUACAUAUGUACACAUGCCCAUACAUACAUAUACACAAUAUACAUGCAUUCCUACAUGCACACACGCACACACACCCACAUACACACACCUACUUCCCUCCUCCAAUCCGUUAUGAGCUGGUCCACAUAAGUGGAUUCACAGAAAACCAAAGCCCUAAAAAUGACAAUAACUCCCUCCCUUAACCGUCACAGUGGUAUUCUUUCUAAAAUGCACCAUAGGCCUCCCUGAACUCACAGGCAAUGGGUCAUAAAGUAGCCUUUUUUUUUCCCCAUUGUUUUGUAGGAAACCUGUAUUCAGUCUGAAGAGAACAGGAUUCUGAUCCUGGUUCCAUCCCCAGAUGAGUUAUAUGGACUUGGAUAAAUCAUUGAACUCAAAAGCAGUUUUCUCAUCAUUUUCUCUUUUUUGGACUAAUAACCUUCAGCUUUUAGCACAAUUUUAGGUUCACAGCAAACGAACCUAUACUGACUCAUCAGCAUCACCCAAAGUCCAUAGUCUACAGUAGGAUUCACUCUUUGUGUACAUUCUAGGAGUUUUGACAAAUGCACAAUGUAUAAUAUGUAGCCAGCACUAGACUAUCAUGCAAAAUAGUUUCACUGCCCUAAAAAUUCUCUGCGCUCUAUGUGUCUCUCCCCACAAACCCCUGACAACUACUGAUCUUUUCACUGUCUUUAGAGUUUUGCCUUUUCCACAAUGUCACAGAGUUAGAAUCAUACAGCAUAUAGCCUUUCAUAUUAGCUUCUUUCAUUUAGUAUUAUGCAUUUAAGAUUUUGUCAUAUCUUUUCAUAGCUUAAUAGCUCUUUCUUUUUAGGGUUGAAUAAUAUUUUACUGUCUGGAUGUACCAUGGUUUAUAUAUUCAUUUACAUACUAUUGUUUGCUUCCAAGCUUUGGCAAUGAUGAAUAAAGCUGCUAUAAAUGUU